GUUAGGUGGCGAGAAAGAGCGCGCUGCUGUAGGAAACCCGAAUGUCCACCAAUCGCGAGGCUCCUUCCCGAUCCCGACCAAUUGCUUGAGAGAGGUCCGACUGGUGGUUACCAGUCUGGAAACGACGCCAUGUGCACACGUGACUCGCGAGAGCUCCCCGAAGUGCAACCCCAGGAGGUGUCAAAGUACGUGGGGCGUCUUGCCUGGGGAUAGGCUCUCCCAGUUCUAACUCAUUACAGCCUCGCUCUCGUGGAGAAGAGGGACCUGGUACCCUGUAGAGACGCCGCCGUGGAGACCGACUUAAGUUCAGAUUCGGCUUCCAGCACUCCGUAGCGGUCUCAUAACCGAUCUUCCUGCCUCCAAACUUCAUAUCUUGAUACACUAUUUUAAAGUUCUUCUGCCCUCCACCCUAUGAUUGUGUGCACUCGUGAGCGCACUAGGGAACCUGGAGAUCACAGAUUAGACUAGGCUGGUGGACCCAGGCGCUCGAGAUCCUGUCUCUGUCUCUUGGGCGCUGGGAAUUCAGGACGUUGUUGUUGCAGUGGCUACAAUGGGCGGAAUUCAAGGCCCCCUAUUCGUAUGGCAAGUAUGCAAAGAAGCCUGUUUGUCCUGAUGUCUUCAGAGAGACUAUGGAUCAGUCCGGAGUUCUCCUCUGGGUAAAGGCAGAACCUUUUCUAGUGGGUGCUUUGCAGGAGCCACCUCCAUCCAAAUUCAGCCUUCACUACCUCAGAAAGAUAGCCACGUAUGUGCGAACUCGGGCCAUAGAAGGCGCCUACCCACGCCUGUACUGGCCUACCUGGAGGCACAUUGCAUGUGGAAAGCUGCAGUUGGCUAAGGAUCUAGCAUGGCUUUACUUUGAAAUAUUUGAUAAUCUUUCUGUGAGGACACCUGAGGAACGCCUGGAAUGGUCUGAAAUUUUGUCCAACUGUACAACCGAAGAUGAAGUUGAAAAGCAAAGAAGUCAGCUUUAUGUGGACACGCUGCAAUUCCUGCUCUUUCUGUAUAUCCAGCAGUUAAACAGGAUCUCUCUGCGGACAUCAUUGAUUGGGGAAGAAUGGCCCAGUCCCAGAAGCAGACCUCAGUCUCCUAGCCCGACUGAAAGGCCCAGUUGUCACAAUAAGAAUUGGAAUGACUACAGUCACCAGGCUUUUGUCUGUGAUCAUCUGUCAGAGCUCCUCGAGCUGCUUCUAGACCCAGAACAGCUCACUGCAUCCUUUCACUCGACCCACAGCAGUCUGCUCUCACGGGAUGCUGUCAUGGCGCUCAGCUUUCUCAUUGAAGGCACCGUGAGCAGAGCCAAGAAGGUCUAUCCCCUUCAUCAACUUGCACUAUGGCAACCACUGCAUGCAGCAAGUGGCUUCUCAAAGAGCUCUAAGACUUUCUCUCUCUACAAGCUGGAAGCAUGGUUGAGAGCCUCUUUGACCACAAAUCCUUUUGGUCCAUCUGCUUGCCUCAAGUCUGGAAAGAAAUUGGCUUGGGCUCACCAAGUUGAAGGUUCGACCAAAAGAGCCAAGAUUGCUUGCAAUGCUCACAUGGCUCCUCGGUUGCACCGCAUCGUGGUGAUGAGCCAGGUUUAUAAGCAGACACUGGCCAAGAGCUCAGAAACUCUAGUAGGAGCACACGUCAGGGCUCAUCGCUGCAAUGAGUCUUUUAUAUAUCUGCUCUCCCCCUUACGAUCCAUGACAAUUGAAAAAUGCAGGAAUAGUACCUUUGUAUUGGGUCCUGUGGAGACGGCUCUUCACCUACAUGACUGUGAAAAUCUAGAAGUCAUUGCUGUUUGCCACCGACUGUCCAUCUCUUCUACAACAGGGUGCACCUUUCACAUUAUGACACCUUCACGCCCACUUAUUCUCUCUGGAAACCAGGCAGUAACUUUUGCCCCCUUUCAUACCCAUUACCCAAUGCUGGAGGACCACAUGGCCAGGACUGGCCUUGCUACAGUGCCUAACUAUUGGGAUAACCCGAUGGUGGUAUGCAAAGAAAGCUCUGUCACAAGAGUCUUCCGGCUCUUGCCUCCUUCUGAGUUCUACAUCUUUGUUAUUCCCUUUGAGAUGGAAGGGGACACAGCAGAGAUACCUGGGGGUCUCCCCUCUGCCUACCAGAAAGCACUGGCUCAAAGAGAAGAGAAGAUACAUAUCUGGCAGAAAACUGUGAAGGAGGCUCGUUUGACAAAGGAACAGAGGAAGCAGUUCCAGGCCCUUGUGGAAAACAAGUUCUAUGAGUGGUUGGUUAGUACUGGACAUCGGCAGCAGCUGGACAGCCUCGUGCCCGCUCCAGCAGCCUCCUGACAAGUGGCUGCAUAGGACCACGUGGAGCCACAGGGCUCUGGAAACGUGAGGAGGAAGGGAAGAUGACGCCCCCUGAAGCGUGUUGGAAAGGCAUCCUUGCUACCUGCGAGACCUCAAGGCUUCUCCGUAUUCAAGACCUUUUGCUGGUUCCUGUUCUGUACUCACCUAGGUUGAAUUUUAGCCAAACUUCUGACUUUCAUAAAGCAUCUUACUAUAGAAGGUCAGGAGGUCACAUGUGUGGUGCCGAAACGGAACACUGGGCACAGCAGCUCUGUGUGUAUGUUAGUGUCUCAGUGACCAAUACAGGCUUACCAGCUGACUCCAUAUUUUAAUUUGUAGGAUGAAAGAGUUUUGUCCUAGCUAAAGGAGUUAGUCAGCUGUGGUGGCACUUGCUUGUAGUCCCAGGGCUCAGCAGGCAGAGGUAGGCAGAUCUCUGCAAGUUCCAGGCCAGCCUGCUCUGCAUAGUGAGAAUCCUAUGUCUCAGAAACAAGCAAGCAAACGAGCGCACACAAAAGAAAGGAAGGACAAGAAAGAACCGUGCUGUGGUCUUUAUGACUUGCUACUCUCUUUUGAAAGAGCGACAGAAUGGUCUGGUGGUGCAUAAAUACGGCAGAGAUAGUUUUAUAAAAUGGUAUUUUAGGCCUUAA
Messenger RNA from Mus pahari (shrew mouse), 2935 nucleotides. It is a transcript of the gene Tbccd1, whose product is annotated as TBCC domain containing 1. The transcript is spliced from 9 exons. The record is from RefSeq and is a predicted model, not a curated record. Bases 630 to 2288 code for a protein of 552 amino acids. Gene Ontology annotation, cellular component: spindle pole centrosome. Gene Ontology annotation, biological process: maintenance of centrosome location; maintenance of Golgi location. Lineage: Eukaryota; Metazoa; Chordata; Mammalia; Rodentia; Muridae.